GGAGCUGGGAAAAACCAAGUUCUCACGAGACCUAGCUGGUUGCUAUAGUUACAGAAAACAUGACCUGCGUCUGUCUCAACUCCUGUGGUCCUGGGUGUGGUGUGGUACAGACUAGUCUGUUAGUUACCUUCACAGAGGCCGAAGAAGACCAGAGAGACUUUGACCGAGUGCUGACAUGGAGCCUGUGUCAUCCACAAGCAGAACGGUGCACAUUACUGUGACAAACGGAUAUGAUUUGAAAGGCUUCAAAGGAGACACCCCAGUCACUUUUGUCCGUGCAGAAUUCAACCAGGUAGUUCUUGGAGACUCCGCAAAAAUCACCAUCUCUCCCGAAGGAACUGCAAAGUACAACUUUACCAGCAGCAUUGAGCUCAGCCCAGAUGGUGGAAUCACUUUAGACGACCUCGCCCACAAACCUUUAUUCCUAACCAUGACUGAAGUUUUACCAAAGGAAAAAAAACAGAAGGAUGAGAAGACCCUGACUCUUGGCCAAGCUGUGGUGGACCUUCUUCCUUUACUAGAAGGAGUGGAAUCGUUUGAAACCACAGUCCCAUUACACCCUGUGCAGGGGUCACCCUUGGAAACUCCUUCACCACCAGGCUCUAAGCAAUGCAGUCUUGAUGUGAAGGUAUUUGUGGCAGAGCCCUUACUGACCCCAGCCCAGGUCUCCGCGAGCAAUCUCCUGAAGGUCACACUGGAGGCGGCCUAUUCUGUGCCGGAGGCCUUCAUGCCUGUAGGGCCCCAGCAGAACUACAUGGUUGGUCUGCAAGUCCCGUCUGUUGGAGAGAAGGACUACCCUAUGAUAUUCAGGAAUGGGAACCUGAAGCUUGGAGGGGAGAGAGAACCUGUUCCUCGGCCGAAAAAAUGGCCUAUUGCUAACAUUCUUGCUCCAGGAGCUAACAACAUCCCUGAUGCAUUCAUUGUGGGUGGUCCCUAUGAGGAAGAGGAAGGAGAACUCAACCAUCCUGAGGACAAGGAAUUUAGGAGCCAAGCGGAAUGCAUAAAGAAAAGGAUCGUCUGGGAUUUGGAAAGUCGCUGCUACCUUGAUCCUUCUGCAGUUGCAAAUUUCCAGAAGCGCAUUGCUGAUUGCCGGCUCUGGCCCGUAGAGAUCACAAGAGUGCCUUUGGUCAUUGUACCAAAAGGGAAAGCAGGCAAACUUGAGAAGGCUGAUGAUGAAAACCAGCUUUCCUUUCAUGGUGUGGCUUAUGUCAACAUGGUCCCACUCUUGUAUCCAGGAGUGAAGAGGAUAAGAGGGGCUUUUCAUGUGCACCCCUACUUGGAUGGCACAGUCUUUGAAAAGACCAAAUGCUUGUUCAGCUUAUUCAGGGACACCGGGCACCACAUGGUUCACAACAACAAAGCAGGAGGGCUCGGCUCUCCGUUGUCCAAACCUGUUUCCAAGAAUCUGAAAGAAGAGAAACCAGUGAAAGACAAGGAUGCGGAUGGGCGGAGUCGGCCUGGGGAGCUGCAAGCGCCUAGUAUAAAAUCCCAGAGCUCAGACACCCCUUUGGAAGGUGACACCCUCCUGAGCCACAACCUAGAAGGACAGCAAUAUUUAGAAGCGGGGACAUACAUUGUCUUAGAGAUCCAGCUGGACAAAGCCUUGGUUCCGAAGCGAAUGCCGGAGGAACUGGCCAGAAGGGUCAAGGAAAUGAUACCCCCCAGGCCACCUCUCACCCGCAGGACAGGGGGAGCUCAGAAGGCGGUGAACGACUACCACACACAGAUCAAGAACAUUUCUAGAGCCAUCCUGGAUGAAUACCACCGCAUGUUUGGAAAACAGGUGGCUAAAGUCGGGGGUGACGUAGACAGUGAAACCAUGGAGGAGCAGAAAUGCCAGCUCAGCUAUGAGCUCAAUUGCUCUGGAAAGUACUUUGCCUUCAAAGAACAGCUCAAGCAUGCCGUGGUAAAGAUUGUGAGGGAGAAGUACUUGAAGACAACAGCAUUUGAAAACCAGGAGGAGCUGCAGACUUUCAUCAGUGAGCUUUAUGUGUUCCUGAUAGAUCAAAUGCACGUGGCCCUGAACCAGUCCAUGCCAGAUGACAUCCAAGAGGCCACGUCCACGAUCCCAACAAGCACCGAGCAGCUCCGGCUCUUCGCAUUUGAGGCAGAGGUCAACGAGAACUUCGAAAUGGCAGCAGUUUACUAUGAAGAGAGGUUGGUGCGGGAACCCCAGAACCUGGACCACUGGCUGGAUUAUGGUGCCUUCUGCCUCCUCAUUGAAGACAACGUGAAAGCACAGGAGUGUUUCCGGAAAGCCCUUUCCCUGAAUGAGAGUCAUAUUCACAGUUUGCUGCUGUGUGGUGUCCUGGCUGUCUUGAUGGAGAACUAUGAACAAGCAGAAAUCUUCUUUGAGGACGCUACAUGCUUGGAACCCACCAGUGUUAUUGCCUGGACUUUACUUGGGUUGUUCUAUGAAAUUCAGAAUAAUGAUAUUCGGAUGGAAAUGGCAUUUCACGAGGCCUUCAAACAGCUGCAGGCACGAACCCUCCAAUCAAAGCUGAAGAGAACUGGCACCAUAGAGAACAUUGAGGAAGGCGUGAAAAGGGAGUCCAGCUCUAGCCCCUGGGUAGUCACUCAGGAGUCUGCCGCAGGCAUCAAAGCUGAGGCCCCGACAGGAAUCAAGCCCAGAAGCUCCCACCUGCUGAGUCCUAGCUCCACAUUGGAGAUGCACUCCCAGCCCCAAGGACCAAGCACUGUGUUGUCCAGUCUAGACGAGUUUAUUGAAGAGUCGUCUAAGGCACAGUCUGAGUCACAAGAGCCAAUAAUGACCUUACAACCUCAGGAAUCUUCUCUUGCCCAGAAAUCAUCCAAUGUGCUGUUAAAGGAGCUAGUAGUAAAAAAAGAAACAUCAAGAUGUCAAGAUCUGUCAGCCUUUUUGCAUCCUGCCCCUCAGGUUGUUCCCCAACCUCCCACCACAAUAUUCAUGGAGACCAUUCGCUUCUUGAUGAAGGUCAAUGCUGUCCAGUUUGUGCACAGAGUGCUGGCCCAUGAGCUGCUGUGCCCUCAAGGUGGACCCAGUUGUGAAUAUUAUUUGGUUCUGGCCCAGACACACCUUCUCAAGAAGGACUUUGCCAAAACAGAGGAGUACCUUCAACAAGCAGCCCAAAUGGACUAUCUGAACCCUAAUGUCUGGGGUGUGAAGGGCCACCUCUACUUCCUAAGUGGAAACCAUGCUGAAGCCAAGGCAUGCUAUGAGAGAACUAUUAGUUUUGUAGUUGAUGCUUCUGAGAUGCACUUCAUCUUCCUACGGCUGGGACACAUCUACCUGGAAGAGAAAGAGUAUGACAUGGCGAAGAGAACGUACAUGCAAGCCUGUAAGAGAGCGCCUUCGUGUCUUACCUGGUUAGGACUAGGAAUUGCCUGUUACCGGCUGGAGGAGCUCACCGAGGCUGAGGAUGCCCUCUCUGAAGCCAAUGCACUGAAUAACUACAAUGCUGAAGUGUGGGCUUAUCUGGCUCUAGUCUGCCUGAAAGUUGGCCGACAACUGGAAGCUGAGCAGGCCUACAAGUACACAAUAAAGCUGAAACUGAAAGAUGAGGCUCUGCUUGCAGAAAUCCACACUGUACAGGAAAUGGUUGGCUUUGGAAAUCCAUCUUUCUGACUGCUGAACCAGUGGAUAUUUAACAUGGGACCCCAAGCAUCUUUUAUUCCCAAAUUGUCACCAGAUGAAACCUGCCCAUCCCCCCCACCCCAUUAGCAGUUGACUGUAAAUCAGAUCACAAUAAAAUAAAACAAACUGUCAAAAUG
This is a messenger RNA of Acomys russatus (golden spiny mouse), 3750 nucleotides long. It is a transcript of the gene Cfap70, whose product is annotated as cilia and flagella associated protein 70. Gene Ontology annotation, molecular function: protein binding. Gene Ontology annotation, cellular component: motile cilium; extracellular exosome. The record is from RefSeq and is a predicted model, not a curated record. The transcript is spliced from 29 exons. Gene Ontology annotation, biological process: cilium assembly; cilium movement. Bases 176 to 3604 code for a protein of 1142 amino acids. Lineage: Eukaryota; Metazoa; Chordata; Mammalia; Rodentia; Muridae.